UGACUUUCUCAGUCUCACUCUGCUCGUUUCCGUGAGCAAUGGCGCGUAGUGGUUUUAGACCUCGGCGCUCCCAACGGUGCGUUUAGCUCCGCUCAAAUUUCAGAACACAAAGAAUCGACUGGUCCGAGCUACAUCAACGACGACGACGGCGAUGCCGGUGGCGUGCAAGUCACGUGCUUCAGUGGGGUCGUCAACGAAACCACCUUCCACCUCCAAAUCAUCCGCCUUCUCAAGCAGGGAUACUGAGAACAAUUUUGGAUGCACCACCAACCCAUUACACAGUAAAAGUACAAUCGAUUUCGUUGCUCACCAAACAUAACAUGGAGAAAUAUGAAUCUGGGGACUUUGAAGCCAGAGGAUACAAAUGGAAACUGGUUUUCUUUCCGAAUGGAAACAAGAAUAGGAAUGUGAAAGAGCACAUCUCUCUCUACUUGGUAAUGUCUGGAGCAAUUGCUCCCCAGAUUUCUUCGGAAGUGUCCGCUGUUGUCAGGUUGUUUAUACUCAAUCAGAACAACGGCAAUUACUUCGUUCUUCAAGCAAAUCACUGGUUCAGUGCCUCAAACUCGAUGAGGGGAUGGAUGAGAUUUACUACUAUGGGAUCAUUCAACCAGGCAUACAUUGCGUUGAAUGAUACUUGCAUUGCGGAGGCAGAUGUCAUUGUCCAUGGAAUUACUGAUGCACUGUGGCCAAUAGUAAAAUAGUACAAAAUUCCUGCUGCGUGAAACUUUGGGGGUGUAAAAUAGUAAAGAUAAUCGAAUAAGGUGUUAAAAACAAAUUCAUUUCACU
This is a messenger RNA of Malus domestica (apple), 786 nucleotides long. RefSeq names its product ubiquitin C-terminal hydrolase 12-like. Gene Ontology annotation, molecular function: protein binding. NCBI's taxonomy places the organism in Eukaryota, Viridiplantae, Streptophyta, Magnoliopsida, Rosales, Rosaceae. The record is from RefSeq and is a predicted model, not a curated record.